Diachasma alloeum is the source of this 1689-nucleotide messenger RNA. RefSeq names its product phosphotriesterase-related protein. The coding region runs from base 236 to 1294 and encodes 352 amino acids. Lineage: Eukaryota; Metazoa; Arthropoda; Insecta; Hymenoptera; Braconidae. The transcript is spliced from 7 exons. Gene Ontology annotation, biological process: catabolic process. The record is from RefSeq and is a predicted model, not a curated record. Gene Ontology annotation, molecular function: zinc ion binding; hydrolase activity, acting on ester bonds.
CUUCUGUACAUUCGCCUUUUGCAAUUUUAUAUAUGUACUGGGCUCCAUGCACCAGACUACUUUAUUUAUCGCCAGCAGGAAAUUGUGAAUAUAUUCAACCUUUCAUAUUUUAUAAUCGGUUCACGCGAUUGGAAGGUCAUUGGCGCUAUUUAUUUUCUGAUAACAAUACUGUAUCUCAGGAGUGCCAAAGAGAUAAAACGAUUUUCAAUGCAGACGUCUGGAGGAGCUGCCGCCAAUGGAAGCUGCUACUAUAGAAACUGUUCUAGGGCCGGUGGAGCUCUCCCAAUUAGGAAGGACGCUGACUCAUGAACAUCUAGCGAUGGAUUUCCAUCGAUUCUAUGUACCUCCACCAAAGCCACUGGCCGCUUAUUUCCAGAAAAAAAUUGCAUUGAAUAAUGUCGGAUAUGUCAAGCAAUAUCCAUACAGCAGUCGUUACAACGUGAAUUUUUACGACGAGGACGCGAGUAAAGCCGUCAUUGAAGAUGUCAUGAUUUAUAAGAAAAAUGGAGGGGGUACGAUUGUCGAUAACACAACUUGUGGAAUCCAAAGGGACCUUUCUUUGAUGAAAAAAAUUAGUAACGACACUGGGGUUCAUGUCAUUGUCGGCAGUGGGUAUUACGUGGAGGCCACGCAAGCUCCGAGUACUCUAAAGUUAACUGAGGAACAGAUGCACAAUGUCAUGAUGAACGAAUUGACAAAAGGCUGCAUGGACUACCCAAGUAUAAAGGCAGGAUUCAUCGGUGAAGUUGGAAGCUCAUGGCCGAUAACUGACUUUGAAAAAAUUGCAAUUCGUGCGACAGCAACUGUUCAACGUCAGUUGGGCUGUCCUGUGACAUUUCAUCCUGGUAGAAAUACUCAAGCACCAUUUGAAAUAAUGAAUAUUUAUUUGGAAGCUGGUGGGGACCCGAAGAAGGCCAUCAUGUCCCAUCUGGAUAGAACAAUAAAAACCAAGGAAGCGUUAAUGGAGUUUGCGAAAUUCGACUGCUAUUGUCAAUUUGAUCUCUUUGGGAUCGAGUGUUCGUACUACCAACUGGAUGAAUCCACUGAGAUGCCUUCAGACGCCGAACGCCUCAAUAGGAUCAAGUGGAUUUAUGAGGAGAGAGGUGUUGAACAGAUUCUUAUGAGUCAUGAUAUUCAUACCAAACACCGGCUGAUACAAUUCGGCGGUCACGGAUAUUCUCAUAUUCUCACAAACGUUAUUCCCAGGAUGUCGACCAGAGGAUUCACUAAUCAAGACAUCGAUACUAUUACUAUUGAAAAUCCAAAGACAUGGCUUACAUGGAGAAAUAGUUAACUGCUGCUUUCUUAUUUAUCAAUGAAAUAAUCCUUGACCUGUUAGUCAAGUUAAUAUGUCGAGUUAUUGGACAAUGGGAUUUAUAGAACGACACUCUACCAAGGGAAAAUAGAAAUUCAAUAGAAUUCUAGCUGACUAUUAGCGAGUUUGUCAUGGGUUUAUGAAUAAAAAUUUUUCGUGCCUCAAGUAUCGUUGAGAUGGUAAAGUAGCGACAUGGAUCGAUUGCAAUCGCCAAUCGUCCAGUAUAGCAUAUAAGCACGGCAGGACCCUCAUCUGUUAUGUUAUCUACUCGGUAAUGCCGCCGGUUAGAGGUCAAAUGUAUCAUGAGUGCAAUUGUUUCUACGGAGAGCAAGUCUCGUUGAGUUGGAUAACAUAGACGGCCGAAAAAAAAAAAA